GGUGGUUAAGACGUAGAAGGAGAGUGUGGAUUCACGUUAAAGUUUACCUUCAGUUUCAGUAGUCAUACCGCGAAAGCAACAAGUUAAAUUUUAAAGAUAGCAAAGAAAGAUCAACAAGUGCAAAAACAUGGCUUUUAAUAAAAUCGCGUUGUUAUUGUUUACCGUUAUGUUAAUUUCUCUUAUUUAUACAGUGGAUGCUUUAAAAUGUUACAAAUGUACCUCUUUCGAAAUGGAAUUAUGCGCUGAUUACUUUAACCAAACAGACAUACGGAGAAGAAUGAUUUAUGGUCCUAAUUUUGCGGAUGCUCAAAUGCCGAAAGAAAUCGAUUGUGGAACUGAAGUUUUUGCUUAUCCAUCGAUUAAUCAGCGAGCAGUUUGCGUGAAAAAAGUCGAAACAGAAUACGGAAGAAAACGAUACUCAAGAGAAUGUAUGUUCAUCAAUAGAGAUUUAACAACUUUGGAAUGUCCCCAAGAAUCGAGACCAAGCAGUCAUAAAACCCUAGAAUCGUGCGACGUUUGCGAUACGGAUUUGUGUAAUUCAUCCCCGAAAUUGUUUUCACUUAAAAGUUUCUUUUUAUUAACUUUCUUAACGAUUUUAUUGCGAAUAUAAGCAUUUAAUCAAAUUAAAAUCAUUUAUAUUCUUA
Onthophagus taurus is the source of this 644-nucleotide messenger RNA. Its product is annotated as UPAR/Ly6 domain-containing protein bero. NCBI's taxonomy places the organism in Eukaryota, Metazoa, Arthropoda, Insecta, Coleoptera, Scarabaeidae. Gene Ontology annotation, biological process: regulation of synaptic transmission, cholinergic; sleep; positive regulation of voltage-gated potassium channel activity. The record is from RefSeq and is a predicted model, not a curated record.